AUGUCAACCUCCGAGGUUUCAAACCAGGCGUUGAAUGCCAUAACUGACAAGAUUUUGCUCCUUGUUAAAAGGUCGCAAAAACUCGCAGAAGACAAUCUGGCUGCUUUGACUUUGGCACACGAGAUUGCCGUGAAUUUGGCGACCACAUUCUCGCAGCAUGGUCGCACCGCCACUGCCAUUGCGCCGAUACUCUUAUCCUGUGCUGCUGAGAUCAGGGACAAGAGCCUCAACGGGAGGUUGAAGGGGCUGCCGGACUGGUCAUCAAUCUCGGAUGAUGACAUCCGCAUCCAUGCCCAUCCCCUAUACCAGAAGACUGUUGGAUACCAACUCCCACCCGCAUCUACAACUGCACUGGGACCCAUACCUGCGCCGGCUCCAUCGUCGGCACAAGUCUCUUUCGAAGAGCAUGCUGCCUCACCAAUUAUGGCGCCUCCCAUCACCGAGACGAAGCACGACCUUUUUGUGCAAGGUACUGCGACCAAACAGAAGGCCAGCACGUCAGAAUCCGAGGACAACAACGUCCCAGAGGUUAUCAUCCGGAAUGCCAAACCGUUGAGCAAGACUCGGCUGGAUGCCAUCGAGGAUGAUGACAACAUCCCAACUCAGGAUGUCAUUUUUGUAAAGAGAAAACCAACAGUUGGGCCAAGUGAUCAGCCCUCAAUUGUGCAAGACCGCUUGCUUUCUAAAGCCGAGUCUUCUUCAGAAUCGGAUGCUGAGGAUGCCGAGUCUUCCGAAGAGACAUCAUCGGUCCGCAUCUUCGGUGUGCCAUGCGAACACUGCAUCAAGGACAAUGUUCCUUGCACCGCCAUCCUCGCCAAGAAAUCCAGCGAGAUAAAAUGCCGUCAACCAGGUCCUGAAUGUGGCACUGUCCUUCGAGGGGAGGUCGCCGCACGCAAGGCCAAGGCAGCUGCAGCUGCCAACAAGAAGGCAAAGAAGGCCAAGAAGAAGACCGACGCACCGGCUCCUUUGCCGAAGUCGAUAGAUCGACCCAAGGUGCCCAUGAGUACACGGUCAACACGCUCCGUGUCAAAGGUCCAGCCGCGAUCUCCAACACCACCGACUCCUCAUAUGGAGUCAGAUGAGGAUGCUGAUGGUGACAGUGUUCUUGAUGUCAAACAAGCAACAGUCGCACCACUUUCCCUGGCCAUUGCACUCCCAACAUCUCCUGAGAAACAUGUUAACGCAGAGUUUCAUCCAGAUAUUGAACACCUGCAACAACCGGCACCCAGUCCUGCAGACUUCAACGUCGACAUGGGCGUUGCCUUCGACCGCGUCGAACCAUCUACUCGGAUCGGGUUUAAUACCCCCAUCCCGCAAUCCAUGGAACAGCUGACAAAUCGGGACCUGCUCCUCCGAAUUGAUGCUCUCGGCAGUAAGUUCGAGGUGUUGUUCAAGACUUCGGGCGAUCGCACCGAUGCCCUUCAUCGAGAGAUGGAUUCAAGGUUCAUCGCCUUGGAUGACAACUGGGCCGCCAGGUUCGUUGCGAUGGAGGACAAGAUCCAGAGUGUUGAGGAGAGGGUUCAGGAUGUGGAGAUGAAAACCUGCGGCAACGUCGCAUCGAUCAGAUACAUGGCCAAUGCACUCAAGGCCAUGAAGAUCCCCUGA
Messenger RNA from Suillus plorans, 1605 nucleotides. RefSeq lists its product as uncharacterized. The coding region runs from base 1 to 1605 and encodes 534 amino acids. The record is from RefSeq and is a predicted model, not a curated record. NCBI's taxonomy places the organism in Eukaryota, Fungi, Basidiomycota, Agaricomycetes, Boletales, Suillaceae. The transcript has 8 exons.